Miscanthus lutarioriparius is the source of this 486-nucleotide messenger RNA. Lineage: Eukaryota; Viridiplantae; Streptophyta; Magnoliopsida; Poales; Poaceae. The record is from the annotation of a GenBank genome assembly.
AUGGCGAGGACCACGCGGUCGGCGGCGACGGAGCGCGGGUACCUCCACUUCGCGCAGGCGCCGCACGGCGUCGUCGUGCCGACGAGCCCAGCAGCCGCCGCCGGUGGCGCUGGCGAGGACUUCGACGAGUCGGACAUCUGGGGCGCGUUCGCGCCGGCGGAACCGCCGCAGGCGGGCCCGUUUCGGGCCGCGCGGAAGGCGUCGCCGGCGAAGCCGGCGCUGGCGCCGGACGGCAGGGCCGCGCACGGGUCGCUGCCGGUGAAGAUCCCGGACUGGUCCAAGAUCCUGGGCAGCGAGUACCGGCCUGGCUACCACUACGGUGACUGGGAGCUCGACGACGACGAGGACUCCGUGGACUGGGUGCCGCCCCACGAGCUGGCGGGGCGCCGCCGCGCCGCGUCGCUGUCGCUGAAGAACGGGGUCGUCGGCCGGACGCUCAAGGUCCGGGACGCGGUGUGGAAGCGCACCACCGGGUUCCAGGACUGA